AUGGCUACGGCAGAAUAUAGAGGCCAGCCGAGUCCAUCGUCUGGAAUCGUCACCAUGGAUACGGCAGCAGAUGGAGGCCUGCUCCGUACUCCAAUCGGCAACCGGGUUCAAAAUGAGUCAAAGGUUACAGUUGACAGUGGUACCAGGGUUCAUACUAAAAAAGUGCAGGGAGGGACCAAGAAGCAGAAAUAUAUGCAUUUAAUAAACUCAACUGUGAGUUUUGUAAACGCUAUAAAAGCCUUAUCGAGCGACCACAAGGAUGCUAUUAAGUCUAUGGGAUUUGGGGGGUUGCUUCGUAUGCCAGGGACGUGUCUCAUAAGACAAAUGAUUGACAAAAUUGCAAACAGAUACCAAAUCAGCAACCAAUGCUUCUUUAUAUGUGGUCAGGAUGGUCCUAUUUAUCUAGAGGAUGUCAGGGACAUAAUGGGACUCCAGAUUGAAGGCAUAGAUGUUUUUAAACAUGUAAACCAAGAGGAGGUCAAAGAUGAAGACAAAAAAGUGGACAUUGAAUUGAUGAAGAGGUAUGAAGAUGCAGACCACCUUCUCACGAUAAGCAAGUUGAAACAAAUGAUGAUGAAAUCAGGCACUCCGGAUGAUGACUUCAAAAGACUAUUUGUCUUGUUCACAAUUGGUGUCAUUCUAGCACCAACUGUGAAGCCCUAUAUUAAAGCUAGUUAUCUACCCGUGGUUAGAAAAAUAUCAGACAUUCCGAAAUUCAAUUGGGGCCAAUUCACUCUGACCCAUUUAUUAACCUCAUGUAAUAAUUACAUAGUUAAGAAACGAGCCAACAUACAGGGCAAUUUGACUUUGCUGCAGUUUUGGUACUGGGAGCGCGUCAUUGCGUACACCAAGUACGGGAUCAAUUACGAGACAAUCCAACCACCACUGAUGGCGAGGUGGACUGAAGACAAUGCUGGUCUUCGAUGGCAUGCUUUUGAUCAGGCCGGCCUAGAUGGAGGAACUGUACAACAACAAAUCCUACAGCUACCGCAAAGUAUUGUUGACCCAUCUACGCCAACAUCUGCACAAGGUCAGCCGUCUAUGGCUACAUCUUCGCAAGUUCGGUUAUCUAUGCCUAAUCUGCACAAGUUCGGGUAUGCAAAUAUGGCUUCAGUUGCUUUGUCUAAUGUUGGAUUUGAUAUUUUGGAAUUUAACAAAAAAUACCAACUACAGGAAUCGCCACAGAUACUAGUCAAGAAGUCAGCACCAGGUGGCCCACUGCAUUUCUCCCAUGCACUGGCGAGAAUCAAUGCUGAAGCACACACUAAAACAAAAGUUAAGAUGGAAAAGAACACGCAGCAGCAGAACAGCCCCUCUACACAGCACCAAGGCGACGCCUCUACACACAUCACAUCAAGGAAGCCAAUUGUCGACAAUGAUUACAAAGUGAGUCCAAUAGACACAGAAGCCAGAUGCUUCAUAGUAAUGAGUUACGACCAUGCUAAGGUUGUACAAAUAGGUGACCAUGCUAAGGUUGUACAAAUAGGUGACCAUGUUCUUACAACCAAACAACUACGCCCUAAUUUCACAGAUGGCUUUAUAGUAGAUGAGGUCAUAAAUGCCUAUGUUGAUUUCAGCAAUGUGGAGACUGAAGAGGCAUCAUUCAUAACAACUUUCCAAGCCUGGAAGUUGCCUACAAAUAAUCUGGGUGACCAACGCCUGAUAUUUAAGAAGUUAAUUGCCGACAAAUGUGUUCAAAGGCAUUUGGUUUUUGUGCCUAUGCAUAUAAACAAAAACCACUGGGCUCUCCUAGUGCUAAAUUUUAUAAAGAAAGAGGUCCAGCUACUUAACUUCUUAGCCUCAACUCGAGGUGAAAACCAAGAGAAGGCAUUGGAGGAAGAGUACUAUGCAAACAAUCCGGAUGAACAACGCCAGCACGAACAGGCUGAAAAUUCAAGCGAUGUUCAAAUAAUAGAGACUAAAACUCCAAACCCUGAGGACAGCACGAAAGAAGGGAAAGGAACGAAAGGAACAGGAUCUGAAAAAGGAACCUGA
Molecule: messenger RNA, 1995 nt
Organism: Miscanthus lutarioriparius
Lineage: Eukaryota; Viridiplantae; Streptophyta; Magnoliopsida; Poales; Poaceae
Source: the annotation of a GenBank genome assembly